This is a messenger RNA of Daucus carota subsp. sativus, 1541 nucleotides long. Its product is annotated as epidermis-specific secreted glycoprotein EP1. Bases 28 to 1389 code for a protein of 453 amino acids. NCBI's taxonomy places the organism in Eukaryota, Viridiplantae, Streptophyta, Magnoliopsida, Apiales, Apiaceae. The record is from RefSeq and is a predicted model, not a curated record. The transcript has a single exon.
GCACUAGAAAAAAACCUUAUCUAAAACAUGGCUUACUUUUCUCCCCUCACCUUGACAAUCUUACUUUUCUUCAUCCAAAGAAUUGAUUUUUGUCAUACACUUGUUCCGGCAAAUGAAACCUUCAAGUUCGUCAAUGAAGGAGAACUAGGCCAGUACAUCAGUGAAUACUUCGGCGAUUACCGACCUCUCGACCCCUUCACCUCCCCAUUCCAGCUUUGCUUCUACAACCAAACCCCCACUGCCUUCACACUCGCCCUACGCAUGGGCCUGAGGCGCACCGAGUCUCUCAUGCGCUGGGUCUGGGAAGCCAACCGGGGCAACCCGGUCGACGAAAACGCCACGCUCACAUUCGGCCCAGACGGGAACCUCGUGCUGGCCCGGUCCAACGGCCAGGUCGCAUGGCAAACAUCUACAGCCAACAAAGGUGUCGUGGGCCUCAAGAUUCUCCCUAAUGGUAACAUGGUGCUUUACGACUCCAAAGGCAAAUUCUUAUGGCAAAGCUUCGACACGCCCACCGACACGCUCCUAGUGGGCCAGUCACUCAAGAUGGGCGCUGUUACAAAGCUCGUGAGCCGGGCUUCUCCGGGUGAGAACGUGAAUGGGCCGUACAGUCUCGUGAUGGAGCCCAAAGGGCUGCAUUUGUACUACAAGCCCACCACCUCUCCCAAGCCCAUCCGGUACUACUCUUUCUCCUUGUUCACCAAACUCAACAAGAACGAGAGCCUACAGAAUGUUACAUUUGAGUUUGAAAAUGAGAAUGACCAGGGCUUUGCUUUUUUAUUGAGCUUGAAAUACGGAAUCUCGAACUCAUUGGGUGGGGCCUCCAUACUCAAUAGAAUCAAGUACAAUACCACAUUGUCGUUUCUCAGAUUAGAGAUCGAUGGGAAUGUCAAGAUUUAUACUUAUAAUGAUAAAGUGGAUUAUGGUGCGUGGGAAGUGACUUAUACUUUGUUUCUAAAAGCCCCUCCUCCUUUGUUCCAAGUAAGCCUAGCUGCCACGGAGUCCGAAUCCUCUGAAUGUCAAUUACCCAAGAAGUGUGGUAACUUUGGGCUUUGUGAGGAGAGCCAAUGCGUGGGCUGCCCAACCUCUAGUGGGCCGGUUCUUGCUUGGAGCAAGACUUGCGAGCCCCCAAAAUUAUCAUCUUGCGGGCCAAAAGAUUUUCACUAUAAUAAGCUUGCGGGGGUGGAUCACUACAUGAUAAAGUACACAAGCGGGGAUGGGCCGGUGAAAGAUGGUGAUUGUGGGGUGAAAUGUACAGGAGACUGUAAGUGUUUGGGGUAUUUUUAUAACCAGGACACGUCGAGAUGUUGGAUAGCGUAUGAUCUCAGUACUCUCACCAGAGUGGUCAAUGCCACGCACUUGGCCUACAUUAAGGUGCCCAAUAAGUGAUGCCUUGUUUGGACCUGGCUAUAUUUAAAGCUUGCUGCUCUCGAGUUUUUCAGCCGACAAUAAUGAAUGUGGCAUAGCUGUUGUGACACGUUAUAUACCUAUAAUAUCUUGUGACAAGCUACUCACCGAAAUAAAGAACGGUUUUUGUGUGA